Molecule: messenger RNA, 5211 nt
Organism: Sphenostylis stenocarpa
Lineage: Eukaryota; Viridiplantae; Streptophyta; Magnoliopsida; Fabales; Fabaceae
Source: the annotation of a GenBank genome assembly
AUGAAGAAAACGUCGCAUCCUAAACCCAUCCACACUCCCUACGCCGCUAAUCGCGGCCAUGAUAUUCACGCUCACCCAUCACCACACGGCUUUUCCGGUCCGCGUCCCAUCUUCCACCGGCCAUUCCACCAAUGGAGGCCUCUCGUUCACCCCCACGCCGCCCGCCUCCACCGUCCUCCGGAGACUUAUUUCAAGGUUGAACUCCGACUCGGCCUCCGCCCCCUUUGCCGCGAAGAGGUCGAGGCCCUGAUAGAAGAAUGCGAGCACAAGGCAAAGACCUUCACUUUCUACCCCACCGACGACGUCGCGGCCGUGCUCAGUUAUCAAAACUGGGAGCAGGCGCGAGACGCGGCGGCUUGGUUCUGGGAGUCGCUGCUGUUGGAGAAACACGAUUACACGCCGGCGUUGGACUCCAACGUUGUCGUGAUGGGCGAUCUGGAUGGUCGCCUUCGCCUGUUGUUCGCGAGGCACGUGAAGAAGUUGAUGAAGGGGAAGGAGGUGAAGCGGUGGGUGGAGGAGAGUGAUCGGUUGUCGAAGGAGAUUGCCAGGAUUUCAACUUUGCUGAGUAAGCCCUUGCACAUUAACUCGGUUAACCGCUUUCGGGAGAAGAAAGAAGGGCUUGUUACUGAGAUGAACCUGGUUGAAAGGAGGUUGAAGGAGUUCGAGUCUGCCAUGGAGUGUAUAUUGAAGUAUCUGGAGGAGAAGGCUGUUGACGUGGAUAGUGAAGAGUGUGUGUCUGUGUUUAAGUUUGAUGGAGGUUUUGAUUGGAAGAGGAUUCACUGUCUGAUCAAAAGGGAGUGUCGGCGUCUGGAGGAUGGGUUGCCCAUUUAUGCUUACCGGAGGGAUAUUCUUCUGAAUGUACUUUAUCAGCAGAUAAUGGUAUUAAUAGGAGAGACUGGUUCCGGGAAGAGUACACAAUUGGUACAGUUUCUUGCUGAUUCUGGCAUUGGUGCUGAUGAAUCCAUUGUAUGCACCCAACCUCGCAAGAUUGCUGCCAAAUCAGUGUCUCAAAGGGUCCAGGAAGAAAGCAGCGGAUGUUACGAAGGGCAAUCAAUCAAAUAUUCUACAUUUUCAUCCUUGCACGAGUUUGAUUCCAGGAUAACAUUCAUGACAGAUCACUGUUUGUUGCAGCACUACAUGAGUGAUAAGAAUUUGUCGGGGGUAUCAUGCAUCAUAAUUGAUGAGGCUCAUGAGAGGAGCCUAAAUACAGAUUUACUGAUGACUUUGUUGAGAAGCUUACUUUAUAGGAGGCGUGAAAUGCGGCUUAUCAUUAUGUCUGCUACAGCGGAUGCAACACAGCUAUCUGAUUACUUUUAUGGUUGUGGAAUUUUUCAUGUGUUUGGGAGAAACUUUCCAGUGGAUAUCAAGCAUGUUCCUUCUGACUAUGCUGGACAUUCUGGUUCUGCUAUUGCCUCAUAUGUUUCUGAUGUUGUCAGAAAGGCAACUGAAAUUCACAGAACAGAGAAAGAGGGAACUAUUCUUGCCUUUUUGACCUCUCAGAUAGAAGUAGAAUAUGCCUGUGAAAAGUUUAUAGCUUCCUCUGCAGUCGCUCUUCCCUUGCAUGGGAAACUUUCAUCCGAAGAGCAAUUUCGUGUUUUUCAGAACUACCCUGGAAAGAGAAAAGUGAUAUUUUCAACAAAUCUUGCGGAGACAUCACUUACAAUUCCUGGUGUUAAGUAUGUGGUUGAUUCUGGUUUUGUUAAAGAUUGCAGAUUUGAUCCUGCCAGUGGGAUGAAUGUACUUAAGGUUUGCUGGAUUAGUCAGAGCUCUGCUAAUCAACGGGCUGGUCGUGCUGGGAGGACCGAGCCUGGUGUGUGCUAUAGACUGUACUCAGAAGCUGAUUAUCAAUCUAUGGACAUAAAUCAAGAGCCAGAGAUUCGGAGAGUUCAUCUUGGUGUAGCAGUUUUGAGGAUCCUUGCUUUAGGAGUGAAGAAUGUGCAGGAUUUUGAUUUUGUGGAUGCUCCAAGUUCGAGCUCUAUUGAUAUGGCAAUCAGGAAUCUAAUUCAGUUAGGAGCCAUUGAGCUGAAGAAUAAUGUUCAUGAUUUAACUAGUGAGGGUUGGUACCUGGUAAAAAUGGGAAUUGAACCCAGGCUUGGUAAACUUAUUCUUGGCUGUUUAAAACAUGGUUUGGGCAGGGAAGGAAUUGUUCUUGCUGCUGUGAUGGCCAAUGCUAGUAGCAUUUUUUGCAGAGUUGGCAGUGAACUCGAUAAACAAAGAUCUGAUUGUCUGAAGGUGCAAUUUUGCCAUUGCGAUGGUGACCUCUUUACUCUUCUCUCUGUGUACAAGGAAUGGGAAAGUUUGCCUCGUGAAAGGAAGAACAAAUGGUGUUGGGAAAACAGCAUCAAUGCCAAAUCCAUGAGGAGGUGCCUAGACACAAUUUUGGAGUUAGAAAGUUGCUUUGAGCGAGAACACGACCUUAUUACUCCCAGGGGCUGGCGUUGGGACCCUUAUAUACCCUCUAAUCAUGAUAAGAAUUUGAAAAGGGUUAUCCUGUCCUCGCUUGCCGAGAAUGUAGCCAUGUACUCUGGCUGCAAACAACUUGGUUAUGAAGUGGCACAAACUGGGCAAUAUGUUCAACUGCAUCCAUCUUGUUCAUUGCUUGUAUUUGCUCAGAAACCAAGUUGGGUGGUUUUUGGUGAGCUUCUUUCUGUCUCUAAUCAAUAUUUGGUCUGUGUGACUGCAUUUGACUUUCAAUCACUAUACAACCUUCACCCUGCUCCCUUGUUUGAUGUAUCCAAAAUGGAAGAGCGGAAGUUGCAAAUGAAGACAUUGUGUGGUCUUGGCUCUAUUCUUCUCAAGAGACUUUGUGGAAAAGCCAACUGUAAUUUGUUUGCACUUGUUUCGCGUAUAAGGAAAGCUUGUAUGGACGAACGCAUUUACAUUGAAGUGAAUGUUGACCAGAAUGCAAUCCACCUGUUUGCCACUUCAAAUGAUAUGGAUACAACCCUUGAUUUGGUUAAUGGUGCUCUAGAAUAUGAGAGAAAGUGGUUACGCACUGAAUGUAUGGAUAAGUGUUUGUAUCACGGGUCUGGUAUUUCUCCACCUGUAGCAUUGUUUGGGUCUGGUGCAGAGAUAAAAUAUUUGGAACUUGAGAAACGUUCCUUGAGUAUUGAUGUAUGUCAUGCCAACAUAAAUGCAAUGGAUGACAAGGAGCUCUUAAUGUUUUUAGAGAAGAAUACCUCUGGUAGCAUCUGUGCUGUGCACAAAUUUGCAGGCAAUAUGAAGGAUGAAGAUAAGGAGAAGUGGGGCAGGAUAACAUUUAUGUCCCCUGAUGUUGCCAAAAGAGCUGCUGAACUAGAUGGACGAGAAUUUUGUGGCUCCUCCUUGAAAAUUGUUCCUUCACAGUUGGGAGGGGAUAAAACAUUUUCGUUUCCUGCUGUUAAAGCAAAAAUUUCUUGGCCUCGUAGGCUUAGUAAGGGAUUUGGCAUACUUAAAUGUGAUAUAAUGGAUGUCAAUCAAAUCUUGAGAGAUUUCUACAACCUUGCAAUAGGGGGACGAUAUGUUCGAUGUGAUGUUGGCAUAAAGAGUAUGGACAGUGUUGUUAUAAGUGGGCUUGACAAAGAGCUCUCGGAAGCUGAAAUAUUGAAUGUGCUAAGAACUGCUACAAAUAGAAGGAUUUUGGAUUUUUUCUUGGUGAGAGGGAAUGCUGCUGAAAAUCCACCAUGCAGGGCUUUGGAAGAGGCGCUCCUUAAAGAAAUUUACCCCUCUUUACCCAAAAGGAACCCUCACAUUAGUUCUUGCCGAGCUCAGGUGUUUGUACCCGAGCCUAAGGAUGCUUUUAUGAGAGCUUUAAUCAGUUUUGAUGGACGAUUGCAUUUAGAGGCAGCAAAAGCUUUGGAGCAAAUUGAAGGAAUGGUGUUACCUGGAUGUCUUUCAUGGCAAAAGAUAAAGUGCCAGCAGUUAUUUCAUAGCUCCUUGAUAUUUCCUACACCAGUGUUUCGUGUUAUUAAGGAACAACUGGAUGAAGUACUUGCAAGCUUCAGGAAUUUGAAAGGUCUUGAAUGCAACCUGGACAGGGCAGUUAAUGGUUCCUACCGAGUUAAGAUAACUGCUAACGCCACGAAGACUGUAGCAGAAGUAAGAAGACCUCUGGAAGAACUAUUGAGAGGGAGAACCAUUGAGCAUGACAGCCUCACACCUGCAAUUCUCCAGCUCAUGUUGUCCAGGGAUGGCUUUAAUCUUAGAAGCUCAUUGCAGCAAGAGACUGGAACUUACAUUCUUUUUGACAGGCUCAACUUGAAUAUACGGGUGUUUGGUUCCCCAAACAAGGUUGCUUUGGCUCAUGACAAGGUGGUUCAAUCACUCCUUUCUCUCCAUGAAGAAAAGCAGUUAGAAAUCCAUCUGAGAGGGAGGGACUUACCUUCUGAUUUAAUGAAGCAAAUGAUUAAGAAUUUUGGGCCAGAUCUGCAUGGACUGAAAGCGAGGGUACCAGGGGUAGAUCUUUCACUGAACAUCCGUCGCCAUAUAAUCAGUCUUCAUGGUAGGAUGGAGUUGAAACCCAGGGUAGAGGAAAUAGUUUUUGAGAUUGCUCGUUCAAGCAAUCAUUUGCUUGAGACAUUUGAUAAUGCUGGACCUAAUUGCCCGAUUUGCUUGUGCGAGGUUGAGGAUGGAUACCGACUUGAAGGCUGUGGUCAUUUGUUCUGCCGGUUGUGUCUGGUGGAACAAUGUGAAUCUGCUAUUAAAAACCAAGGCACCUUCCCAUUAUGUUGUACUCACAAGGACUGUGGAGCACACAUCCUGCUUGCUGAUUUGAGAUCUCUCUUAUUUGGUGAUAAGUUGGAGGAUCUUUUCAGGGCUUCUAUGGGAGCUUUUGUGGCUACGAGUGGGGGAACUUACAGGUUUUGCCCUUCUCCAGACUGCCCCUCAAUUUAUCGAGUUGCAGAUCCUGGGACUGCUGGUGACCCAUUUGUUUGUGGGGCUUGUUACUCAGAGACAUGUACCAGGUGCCAUUUAGAGUAUCAUCCAUACCUUUCAUGCGAGAGAUAUAAAGAAUUAAAGGAAGAUCCGGAUUCAUCUCUGCUAGAGUGGUGCAGAGGGAAAGACCAAGUAAGGAGCUGCUUGGCGUGUGGGUUUGUAAUUGAGAAGGUAGAUGGGUGCAACCAUGUUGAGUGCAAGUGCGGAAAGCAUGUGUGCUGGGUUUGCUUAGAGUUCUUCAGUGCUAGUGAUGAAUGUUACAGCCAUUUAAGAACUGUACACAUGGCCAUCAUAUGA